Molecule: messenger RNA, 400 nt
Organism: Staurois parvus
Lineage: Eukaryota; Metazoa; Chordata; Amphibia; Anura; Ranidae
Source: the annotation of a GenBank genome assembly
CAGUGAUUUAUAGCGCGACUGCGGCGGGCAUUCUGACACUGGGGGGAACUGACUUGGUGUCACUGACAUCCUCAGUGACACCAAUACAGUGAUCAGUGCUAAUAAAAAGCACUGACACUGUACUAAUGGCACUGGACAGGAAGGGGUUAACAUGAGGGGUGAUCAAAGGGUUAACUGUGUGCUGGGUGUGUUUUACUAUGUGGGCUGUGUGUGUGUUUUAUUGCAAGUACAUAGCAAAGCCAUACAAAGUAGUGUGCAGGAGCAGACAGGAGAGAGAUCUGUAUGGUUUACAUACAGGUCUCUCCCCCAUUGGAAACCCUCGGAGAUCGCCGGGUGCCGGCGGGGAAUUACUGACAGGGACCCAGUGAUUGACAGCCGAGGCCGCAAAUGGCAGCAUGUA